This is a messenger RNA of Styela clava, 1789 nucleotides long. Lineage: Eukaryota; Metazoa; Chordata; Ascidiacea; Stolidobranchia; Styelidae. The record is from RefSeq and is a predicted model, not a curated record.
GUGAGACUCAAAGAUAGUAAAUAAAUGUGUAAAAUUGUUAUGAUUUUGUUGUUUCUAAAAGUUUAAUAUAGCUAUAAUUAGGUCUACUACAAAAUGAUGAAGUCUACACUUAUCGCGCUGGGUAUGACUCUACUAGCACGAAUGUUAUACGACCCGAUGAUAACAAACGAUGUGUCGGAGGAAUACGACUUCAUUGUUGUUGGCGGAGGUGCAUCAGGAGCUGUUGUUGCAAGAGAACUUUCAGACAAAACUGGAAUGACGGUGUUACUGCUGGAAGCGGGUGACUCAGAUUGGGGCAAUCCUUUAGUUCCCAGUCCAACGAUGUUUGACAUGUUGCAAGAAUCUCCUGCCAACUGGAACUACGAUAUAGCAAAACAAAAAUAUUCUUUACUUGAAAUAGAAGAGAAUGCGAAAUAUCCCGGGGGAAAAAUUCUUGGUGGAUCAACAACAAUUAACGCAAUGAAUUACUUAAGAGGAAGUCCUCAUGAUUAUGAUUCUUGGGAAGAUCAUGGAGCAAAGGGAUGGAGUUGGAAAGAUGUUGAGCCAAUUUUUAAAAAAAAUGAAAACGCCGUCGACGAAAACAUCUCAGAAAAAGCAGGAAGAGGAGGUUUACUAAAUAUCACUAUUUCAUACCAACAUCCAUUUUCUGUAAAGUUGAAGACGGCGGCAAAAGAAAUCGGUGUAAAGGAAGUUGAUUAUUUUGAUGAAAUCGAAGGAAUAUCUCCACUUGUUUGCACCAAACACAAGGGAAUAAGACAAUCGUCCUCAGACGCGUUCUUGCGAACGGGUUAUAAAGAACGAGAAGAAUAUUUGCACAUUGUAACAAAUGCACUUGUAAGCAAGAUUCACUUUGUUACUGGCGCAAAAAGUAAACAGAAAGCUACUGGUGUAAGUUACAUCAAAAAUGGUAAAAUAAACACCGUUGAAGGCAGGAGAGAAAUCAUUUUAUCAGCUGGUACAAUAAGAACUCCACAACUACUGAUGUUGUCAGGAAUCGGACCGAAAAAUCAUCUUGAAGAGAUGAAGAUAGAAGUUGUAGAGGAUUUGCCAGGCGUGGGAGUAAAUUUACAGGACCAUUUGGAGAUACUUGUUUUUCACGCAAUUGACGAUCACCAGUAUGCGACACAAUCAACAAUGAAAUCUAUCAUGGAAUACAUCAUGAACGGCACCGGAUAUAACUCAGCAGUUUGGGGUAGUGGUGUUGUUCUUCAUCAUAAGACAAAGUAUUUUGGAACUAAUGUGAGCCUAAGCACCAAAAAACGACCAUUUCCAAGUAUACAAGAAAUUUUUACCCCAAAGGAUGCACCAUUUCCUUUCAAAACAAGAGAAAACUAUAGGUUCAAUACUGCACUGUUAUUGGGAGUUCAGCAUCCUAAAUCAAAGGGUGAAAUUCGAUUGAAGUCGAAGAAUCCGUUUGACCAACCUAUUAUUGAUCCAAAUUAUCUAUCGGAAGAAGAUGAUAUAAAGAUGUAUAUUGAAGGAUUCAGAAAACUGGAAGAAUUCGAAAUGUCACAAACUAUGAACGAAAUUGGGUUUAGGCUGAUAACACCCGAAAUAUGCAACGGAUCGCUCUACACGAAGCCUCCCAGGUGACUUUCCGAUACUAUAUCCUAUUUUCUUUGAAGUACAUUUUACGUUGUUAUGAAGCAUCCACUCAUACAACAUAGUUUAAAAGUAUAACAGUAUAAAUUUUAUAAACCAUGAGAAGUAAGUAAGAAACAAAUAGGCCUACUCAUUGUGAUAAUAUUUAAAUGAAGCUGAAUGCUGCUGUCUACAGAAAACUGCCAGA